GUGGUCAAAUAAAUGUUAGCAUUGUUCAACCUUCGAGUUCAAAGACUCCCAUUUACCACGCUGAUGUUAUUCCUAGUAAACGUUCCUCUGAUUGUAUAGCCCAAACUUCAUAUAAAAGAGCAAAAUCUUCAUGCCAGGAGAUAUCUCAUGGAAGAUUUGAAUCUGUUGAUCGUAGUAAAUGGAGAGAAGAAACGCCCGGACAUAUCGUUUUGUUAGAUAGCGAUGAUGAUGAGAGUGAUGCGGAAGACAAAUCUGAUCCAGUGAUAAUUAUUUUAAGCGAUGAUGAAGCAACGUGUACCGAUCAACCAUCGACUUCAAGUGCAUCUGUUACUGCUUCCCAAAAAUUAAACAAUCGAUCGAAUGCUGAAAUACAUCCAGGAGAUACACAACCUUAUUAUCUGACCUCAACACCAAAAAAGUCUAAUAAAUAUGAGUUAUUCCGAAUUUUAGAUGCUGGAAAAAGUGUUGAUAAUGAAGAAGGUGAUGGGCGCAUGUGGAUUUGGAAUUUGCAAUGCGGCUCAAAAGUACAUUGUACAACCCAAGAAAAGGAUGCAAAUGUGAUAUCCAUAUCACAUGAUGAUAAAUAUAUAGCACUUGAUCCAAAUGAUGGUCUUCCUCAUGAUGGAAUAAUGUCAUUACAUUGGAUACCGGGUAGUAGCCUGCUUAUGAGCGGGGGUAAUGAUAAUUGUGUAAGAAUUUGGGAUGUAAAUAAAUGCGGAAAACAAAAUCCUUUGGUUUACCAGUUUACAAAUCAUGAUAGUCCUGUUACUUCUGUUAGAUUAUCACCAGAUCUUAGUCUUAUGACUGUUGGAGUUUCUACUGGAAAAAUUUAUGUAUAUUCUUCAAAUGAUAGUUUUAUUCAAGCUGGUAAUAGACUUAAAUAUUUGUAG
This is a messenger RNA of Racocetra fulgida, 890 nucleotides long. Lineage: Eukaryota; Fungi; Glomeromycota; Glomeromycetes; Diversisporales; Gigasporaceae. The record is from the annotation of a GenBank genome assembly.